Pocillopora meandrina is the source of this 757-nucleotide messenger RNA. NCBI's taxonomy places the organism in Eukaryota, Metazoa, Cnidaria, Anthozoa, Scleractinia, Pocilloporidae. The record is from the annotation of a GenBank genome assembly.
AUGUUCCUAGACCUAGUCUUAACGUGGAAUGACAACAGUUCUACCCCUGCAGCACCAGGUAAGGAAUUUUGCUUAUUCGAUAUCAUAUCGACUGAAGAUUUAUAUUGGGUACAGUUCAGUUUUUAUAAUUAUUAGAUACUUUUCAAUGUACUUUAACAUUUUUAUGAAUUACCUCAAUGAGUGUAGUCUUUCUCAACUUUUCAUUCACAUGUCGUCCAUUUUUGAUAUAGAUCAAAUAUUUCAUCCAGCUUUUUGCUUCACGAGUAAAUGUCGGAUCGUUUAACCAGAGCCAAGCAUUUGGCCAUGCAUCUGUUAUGAUUAAGAGUAUCGUGCAAUAUCAAUCCGAUUGAAUUCAUGAAUGCGGAAAAACCUCCUUUAGUGGAGAGGUAGUCUUACUUUGAAUCAUUCUGCAUUUAAAUCAUCUUUCAUUGAGCAUUGAAAUAGUUUGGAUAACAAUAAACAGCUAAACCGAUUUUUCUCUUUAGUCCCACCGAGCAUAUCCUUGCCAGCUGUUGUGGAAGCCUUCCCAGGUUACUUCGUGACAAUUCCGGUGACUGGAACUCCACCGACAUACACAGCAAUAAUAAGAAAUUCUACAGUGUUGGUAAACACAACAGGAACUGCAGCCUUUCGGUUCUAUGAAGAGUCGAAUUGCACUUGUGUGGCCUCCAGCAACUAUGGGUCUGAUGUAAAUGAAUUCUCUGUGAUUUUAAAAGGUCAGGUGAUAUCUUCCACAUUACGAAUAUUCUGUGCUUAA